CACUGACUCGUACGAAAACUGUGUUUACACCAUUUAAAGGAAAAUUAUUACUCCUCCAAUCCAACGUGCUUAUCAUGUCAUCAUAUCUGCCCCCAAAAUUAUGACAUAUUAGUUCUAUUCUUACCAAAAAAAAAUCAAGUGCACUUUUCCAUAUGAAAGCACUAGAAAAUUACAUGCCCAAAGUUAUGGAAUUGAGUUCCACCAUUAAAGACACUUGGAAAGUCUUCUUAAUAGGUAGCUUAAUUAGUUGCUUAAUGCUUCUUCUCCUUCUCACAGAAAAUGACCAACAUUCACUGGUGUCAAAUGCUAGGAUUACCGUGCUAGAACAACAGCAGUCGCCUACGACGUCCAUGCCGAGCUUCACGAGUCUACCACCUACCACUAGCGCAAUUGAGGAGCCGCCACCACCACCUAUUGCUAGCAUAAUUGCUAAUACGAAGGAUGUGGGUUCUAACAUGACAACAAUUGGAGAUAUUUUGAAACCAAAUGUUGUAACAGAAGUUAAAAAUGUGGAGGAAGCAACAACGAAUAAUAAGCCUGAAAAGAAGUGCGACAUCUUUGAUGGUAGAUGGGUUUAUAAGCCGGAAGUAGAUCCUAGCUAUUGUCCAUUAAGGUGUCCAUUCAUUGAAGAGAAGAUGAGUUGCCAAAGUAAUGGGAGGCCGGAUUUUGAGUACCAAAAGUGGGUGUGGGAAGCACGAGAUUGUGAUAUACCCAUGCUUAAUGGAACAGACAUGCUGGAAAGAUUUAGAAACAAGAGAAUAGUGUUAGUAGGGGACUCGCUUAACCGAAACAUGUGGGAGUCUCUUGCUUGUAUUCUGUAUUCCUCCAUACCUUAUCCUUCUACUAAAGCUGAAAUCCGUUUUGAAGGCAAAUCCAUCAGGACCACCUUGAAAGUAAAGGACGCAUAUAAUUUUACAGUUGAGUUUUUUUGGAGCCCAUUUUUGGUAGAUCUCAACAAAAACCAUUCAAGCGGCAAAAAGGUUCUUAUGCUCGACAAGCUCUCACCAAACUCCGAGUACUGGCCUGGGGGUGAUAUUAUGAUAUUCAACUCGGGCAUGUGGUGGGCUCAAUCGGGCUAUAAAAAAGGAUGGGAUUUGGUUGAAUACAAAGGGAAGCUGAUAGAGGAUAUGCCAUUACACCAAGCCUACACACGUGGCAUGAAUACAUGGGCAAAUUGGGUCAAGAAAAACGUGGACCCACAAAAAACAACCGUCUUUUUUAGAAGCAUCUCAGCUGAGCACAAAUCUCCGCAGUAUAACCAAUGGUGCUACACAAAAACCCAACCCCUCGUGGACGAGCCUUACAAGUCUUCAUAUCCUAAUAUUUUGAUUCGUGUUAUUGAGAGAAUUGUCAGGGGGAUGACCAAUCCACAAGUCAAGUACUUGAAUGUCACAAAAUUGUCGCAGUAUAGAAUAGAUGCACAUCCUUCCAUCUACCGAAAUAAAGACUGGAAGAUUCGGGUUCAAAUAAAUAAACACAAUCUAUCAUCUUAUACUGAUUGUGGGCAUUGGUGUCUUCCUGGAAUCCCAGAUACAUGGAAUAGAUUGUUUUAUGCUUCGCUUUUGCUUGACAAUUUUGGGGGUUCAUCUACUUCGUAAGUUUUUAUGUUGUUACAUUAUUGAAAUUUUUUGAUAACUUGUUGAAUAGCACAAACAUGUCUAGAUUGAUAUGUAUAAAGAACUUUUUCAAAUAUCUGAAUAUUUUUAUUGUCUGGAGAA
Beta vulgaris subsp. vulgaris (sugar beet) is the source of this 1718-nucleotide messenger RNA. RefSeq names its product protein trichome birefringence-like 38. NCBI's taxonomy places the organism in Eukaryota, Viridiplantae, Streptophyta, Magnoliopsida, Caryophyllales, Amaranthaceae. The record is from RefSeq and is a predicted model, not a curated record. Gene Ontology annotation, cellular component: Golgi apparatus. The transcript has 4 exons. Bases 153 to 1598 code for a protein of 481 amino acids. Gene Ontology annotation, molecular function: O-acetyltransferase activity.